AUGACUUUCAACAUCCCUACCACCGUUGGUGCUACCUCUAGCAAUGCCAACAGCUACUUUGGCGUACACAAGACACAGUCCACCGAGUCAACCCCUGUUUCUACUCCUGGAUUCAAGAACGAGGAGUUCGACAAUGCUGUGGGACACAAGCCCCUCCCUGUCCUGAACCGCGAAUUCCCCAAGCCAUCCAAUGAAGUCGACCUUCAAUCUAUGCUCGACCGCCAGCCUGGCAGAUGGACUAUCAAGGGCCAGAUGGAGGCCAACCAGCGUCGACAGAACCAAGCCCCUACUGAGGAAGAGCUCAAGGCCCAGCGUCUCCGAGACCUCGAGAAGGCCAAGGAGGAGCUCCGUGCCUCAUGGCGACCGUGA
Fusarium sp. VM40 is the source of this 369-nucleotide messenger RNA. NCBI's taxonomy places the organism in Eukaryota, Fungi, Ascomycota, Sordariomycetes, Hypocreales, Nectriaceae. The record is from the annotation of a GenBank genome assembly.